AGCCGACUACGCCAGCUCUGACUGUAGGAGAGUCCAGGGGGUCCAGGAUGGCCGCGACAGGGUCUAGGAGGCCAAGAGUAUAAGCGGUGGGGCAUCAUGCAGGCGGAGCCGCGGCCGAUGAUGGGGGCCAGCGACGGGGUGACCCUUGGGCUGGAGGCGGGGCCUCCUGCUACCCCGGUGCCUGCCACUGCCACCGCGGGACAGAUCCCCGGGUCCUCAUCUGGACCCGAACCCAAGAGGAGGCAGCUUGGGACACUGCUCCAGCCCACGGUCAACAAGUUCUCCCUUCGCGUGUUCGGCAGCCACAAAGCAGUGGAAAUCGAGCAAGAGCGGGUCAAGUCAGCGGGGGCCUGGAUCAUCCACCCCUACAGCGACUUCCGGUUUUACUGGGACCUGAUCAUGCUCUUGCUGAUGGUGGGGAACCUCAUUGUGCUGCCCGUGGGCAUCACCUUCUUUAAAGAGGAGAACUCGCCACCUUGGAUCGUCUUCAACGUCCUCUCUGACACUUUUUUCCUGCUGGAUCUGGUGCUCAACUUCCGCACCGGCAUCGUGGUGGAGGAAGGCGCCGAGAUCCUGCUGGCCCCGCAGGCCAUCCGCACUCGCUACCUGCGCACGUGGUUCCUGGUUGACCUCAUCUCCUCUAUCCCUGUGGAUUACAUCUUCCUGGUGGUGGAGUUGGAGCCACGACUGGACGCCGAGGUCUACAAAACAGCGCGGGCCCUGCGCAUAGUGCGCUUCACCAAGAUCCUCAGCCUUCUACGGCUGCUCCGCCUCUCCCGCCUCAUCCGAUACAUACACCAGUGGGAGGAGAUCUUUCACAUGACCUACGACCUGGCCAGUGCUGUGGUUCGCAUCUUCAACCUCAUCGGGAUGAUGCUGCUGCUCUGUCACUGGGACGGCUGCCUGCAGUUCCUGGUCCCCAUGCUGCAGGACUUCCCUCCCGACUGCUGGGUCUCCAUCAACCACAUGGUGAACCACUCGUGGGGCCGCCAGUACUCCCACGCCCUGUUCAAGGCCAUGAGCCACAUGCUGUGCAUUGGCUACGGGCAGCAGGCACCUGUAGGCCUGCCUGAUGUCUGGCUCACCAUGCUCAGCAUGAUUGUGGGCGCCACCUGCUAUGCCAUGUUCAUUGGCCACGCCACUGCCCUCAUCCAGUCCCUGGACUCCUCCCGGCGUCAGUACCAGGAGAAGUACAAGCAGGUGGAGCAGUACAUGUCCUUCCACAAGCUGCCAGCUGACACACGUCAGCGCAUCCAUGAGUAUUAUGAGCACCGCUACCAGGGCAAGAUGUUCGAUGAGGAGAGCAUCCUUGGCGAGCUCAGUGAGCCACUUCGGGAGGAGAUCAUUAACUUCACCUGUAGGGGCCUGGUGGCCCACAUGCCGCUGUUCGCCCAUGCCGACCCCAGCUUCGUCACGGCGGUGCUCACCAAGCUGCGCUUUGAGGUCUUCCAGCCGGGGGACCUCGUGGUGCGUGAGGGCUCUGUGGGCAGGAAGAUGUACUUCAUCCAGCACGGGCUGCUCAGUGUGCUGGCACGUGGCGCCCGGGACACCCGCCUCACUGAUGGAUCCUACUUUGGGGAGAUCUGCCUCCUGACUCGGGGCCGGCGCACAGCCAGCGUGCGAGCCGACACCUACUGUCGCCUGUACUCACUCAGCGUGGACCAUUUCAAUGCUGUGCUCGAGGAGUUCCCCAUGAUGCGCCGGGCCUUCGAGACGGUGGCCCUGGAUCGACUGCACCGCAUUGGUAAGAAGAAUUCCAUACUGCAGCGGAAGCGCUCCGAGCCAAGUCCUGGCAGCAGUGGCGGCAUCAUGGAGCAGCACUUGGUGCAACAUGACAGGGAUAUGGCCCGGGGUGUUCAGGGCCUGGCCCCGGGCACAGGAGCACGGCUCAGCGGAAAACCAGUACUGUGGGAGCCACUGGUGCAUGCACCCCUGCAGGCAGCCGCUGUGACCUCCAAUGUGGCCAUUGCCCUAACUCACCAGCGGGGACCCCUGCCUCUCUCCCCAGACUCUCCAGCCACCCUCCUUGCUCGCUCUGCUCGAUGCUCAUCAGGCUCCCCAGCUUCUCCACUGGUGCCUGUCCGACCUGGCCCUCUGCUGGUCCGGGGGCCGUGGGCAUCCACCUCCCGCCUGCCUGCCCCACCUGCCAGAACUCUCCAUUCCAGCCUAUCCCAGGCUGGGCGCUCCCAGGUGUCCUUGCUGGGCCCCACCCCAGGAGGAGGUGGGCGGCGACUAGGACCUCGGGGCCGCCCACUCUCAGCCUCCCAACCCUCUCUGCCUCAGCGGGCAGUAGGUGAUGGCUCUCCUGGGCGUAAGGGCUCUGGAAGUGAGCGACUGGCCCCGUCAGGACUCCUCGCCAACCCUCUAGGGACAGCCCAGCCCCACAGGCCACCAGUGCCUGGGCCAGCCACCCCUAGAGGCCCCCAGCUCUCUGCCAACAUGUGAAACCCUUAGGUAAUUCCUUGGGUGCAGUAGUGUGUGCCUGAAGGCAGGUGCGUCUGGGGAAAGCCAAGGAUGCCCAAAACACUGCCCUGUGGGAACAUCUCCCCUUACUGCCAAGAAGAUAGUUUCUGUCCUCUCAGGCACCCUGCUGCCUCCUAACCCAUUCACCCAUUCAUCAGAUGUACUGAGCGCCUACCCUGUUCAAGGUACAGUGUUAGUACUGAGUCUCCACUGCCAAAUAGAAGAGACUCUAAGCACUCUGACGAAGGUGUUCCCCCAGCCGCGGUCCUGCCAGGUGCAGGCCUGGGCUUGUGAUUCCACCUUAUUAAGCACAAGUACUUGCCAUUGCCAUCACUGCCAAGGAACUAGAUGUCUGUUUCCCUGCCCGGGUCCGCAGGCUCCACCCGGAGCGUUUACCUCCCAGUCCUCCCAGCACAGCCAGCAAGUUGCCCGUGCCCACUGCUGUCAGAUGUUUGGGGUCCCCAGUGUGGGCACCGCCUUCACUGCCGCGUGUAGGCUCCUCCCCGUCUACAUCCCCUGAGUGGGAGGGAAUAUGACUCCUGCCAAGUCCCCUGCUCUCUCUGUCUCUGUGGUAGACUGUCUCUUUGUAAACUGGGAGCCACCUCCUCCCUGUGUCCCCGCCCUAGUGGUGUCCCCGCCCCAGCGGUGUCCCCCUUGAAGCUGAGGGAUGUUUGGCGCCUCCUCAUUUGGUGUGCCAGCCUAGACCCCCCCAGGAGAGGGGCAAGUGGCUAAAUCUUUAGAUGGCAUG
Molecule: messenger RNA, 3211 nt
Organism: Artibeus jamaicensis (Jamaican fruit-eating bat)
Lineage: Eukaryota; Metazoa; Chordata; Mammalia; Chiroptera; Phyllostomidae
Gene: HCN3
Product: hyperpolarization activated cyclic nucleotide gated potassium channel 3
Exons: 8
Coding region: 97-2445 (782 amino acids)
Biological process (GO): potassium ion transport; transmembrane transport
Cellular component (GO): membrane
Molecular function (GO): voltage-gated potassium channel activity
Source: RefSeq, a predicted model, not a curated record